AUGAGAUUUUGGCAUAACCUCCGCCAAUCGGCGCUACAAAGUCUUCGGCCUGUCUAUGAUAAGCUACACGAUGAAGAGCGACUGGGACCAGAGCUCGACCCCGGAAGUCGCCAGCAACAGGAGACCCCGAAGAAAGCAGCCAUAUAUCGUAUCAUCCUGCUGGUAAACUUGGUCAUGUUCGGGCUACUGCUGCGCAAGCUUGAGCCUCUUAUAACUCUGUUGCGUUGCAAUGAGCGUCUCUUUAGCCCUCACGUCUUCCUGCCGACCCCUGAAACAUUACAUUAUAAUAACGAAACAUUCCAACAAAAUCGAAUCCCGUUGAUUCUUCAUCAAACUACCGCGACGAAGGAGAUUCCCGACCGUUGGGUCCAGUCCCAAGAGACCUGCAAAAAAGCUUACUCAGAGUUUGAAUACAAGCUAUGGACCGAUCAAUCUGCUCGUGACUUCUUAUCUGAGUACUACUCAUGGUUCGUCCCCACCUGGGACAGCUAUGCAUUCCCCAUCCAGCGGGCCGACGCAAUACGAUAUUUUGUUUUAUAUCAUUAUGGUGGUAUCUAUCUAGACAUGGACACAAGAUGCAAUAACACUUUGCCAGCUCAGAUGAUGGGGUCGGAUCAGGUGAAAGACUAUGCUCUUUUCAAGCCUACACGGCCAACUGGCGUUACUAAUGAUUUGUUGGUCGCCUCUCCGAAACACCCAAUCUAUAAAUUGGCGAUUUCUAAAUUGCCCGCCUUCCACUCAAUCACUCGGAGUUGGGCCCGAUUGCAACCAUACUGUGCCAUCAUGAUAUCUGCCGGGCCAUUGUUCUUGACAAUGGUAGUAAAAGAGUAUCUUCUAGAACAACACUCACUGCCUUCGAACACUAUAGGAGUCGUUGAAGAAGCCACCCUGAGUCCUUAUAUCACUGACCUCCAAAGUGGCACCUGGCAUCGAGCUGAUGCGAAAAUUUUAAUGUGGAUGGGAGAGCGACCGUGGGUAUGGUUUGCUUUAGGUACAUUGGUUCUUGUGGCUGGUCUUUACGUUAUCGAUCGGCUUAUGCUCCUUGUCUACGCUCGCUUUCGAGGCUUUCCGUCCGAGUUCUCUAUCAAGUCGAACAAGAAAGCCUAG
Messenger RNA from Penicillium cosmopolitanum, 1107 nucleotides. Its product is annotated as glycosyltransferase family 32 protein. Gene Ontology annotation, molecular function: mannosyltransferase activity. The record is from RefSeq and is a predicted model, not a curated record. Gene Ontology annotation, biological process: mannosyl-inositol phosphorylceramide biosynthetic process. The coding region runs from base 1 to 1107 and encodes 368 amino acids. NCBI's taxonomy places the organism in Eukaryota, Fungi, Ascomycota, Eurotiomycetes, Eurotiales, Aspergillaceae. The transcript is spliced from 2 exons.